AUGGCUGAAACCGAAAGUGUCCUACAGCAUUUGACAAAACGCAGUCUCUCUUUUAUAUGUCAUGACAAGGCAACGUCAUUUACUUUCAGUGCAUACUGGGCACCGGUCGAAAAUGUGGAAGAAUGGACCGAUUUCACCUACCAGAACCUAGUAAACCUAUACGCCUCCGAUCUAAAUUGCCAGAUUUCUCCGUUUUACCCGGUUCCAGCUUGCGAAAAGGCGGGUGUCAACGAGAUAUAUGAUGAGGCUGGCCUACGCGAUGCGAUUCACACUACAACGAUAGUGCCUGUGUCCUACGCUCUUCCCGGGAGCCUGUUUAUCGCUUCUGGCGGACAGACCAUGGAAGAUGGGGAGAUGAUUCCUGACUACGGUGCGGGCGACCGGAAGAAGCGGAACAAGGCCAGUCGGUACAAAGGUCUUCUAUUCGGCGACGUCAAAUACGGCUGGAAGCACGAGAAGGCAAUCGCGACGGUGCGGAACAAUAGUGAUGAGGGUUACGAACAUGCUGAGGGCAGGGAUGAUGUCCGACCAAUGGAACAGACACAGCACUACAGUAUCCUACUGCAAUCCCGGUAUACAUUCGUCAUACAUGAGAGAGGGCUGGUAGCCAUGCGACUGCGUCUAUCAAAAGACCCCGUGAGAACUGCACCAAGGCCGAAGCGUAACAUUACAGCGCCGCGGUCACAUCAGCGCGUUGUCUCUGGUUCAACGGUAUCGGAGGUGACUUCGAGUAUCAGCGAAAUGUCUAUCGACGAGGAGGUUAAGAAGAGAGGCGCUGAUGUUGGUGUGAUAGAGUACUCCGUGAUUCCAUGGAAGGGCCGGCCUAACGGUCAACUUGGCUUUGAGUACGACUCCCUUCGACCUUCACCACUGACGUCUAUCCAAUCUCGUUCAUCCCCAACUCCAUCCGCCGCCAGAGUCCAUAGUUCAGUGGACCCCAAGGGGAAAGGUAAGUUGACCGCCAGUGUGGAAGGUACCCAGUCUGCCAGCGGUCACCAACGUACGCCGCCAACUUUUCGACAAGUUGAGAAAAUCCAACUUUCCCAAGAUGGCAAAUAUUACUCCUAUAAAUUGGAUGGAAAAUGGGCUGCGCAACCUGCCAGCGAAUGGAGAGAGCAUGGUGCAUUCCUAUUUCACUACGGUCUCAUGCUCCAAGCACGAAAACCACAGUAA
This is a messenger RNA of Aspergillus viridinutans, 1173 nucleotides long. RefSeq lists its product as uncharacterized. Lineage: Eukaryota; Fungi; Ascomycota; Eurotiomycetes; Eurotiales; Aspergillaceae. The transcript is spliced from 2 exons. The record is from RefSeq and is a predicted model, not a curated record. Bases 1 to 1173 code for a protein of 390 amino acids.